This is a messenger RNA of Diabrotica virgifera virgifera (western corn rootworm), 984 nucleotides long. Its product is annotated as matrix metalloproteinase-14-like. Bases 1 to 984 code for a protein of 327 amino acids. Gene Ontology annotation, molecular function: zinc ion binding; metalloendopeptidase activity. Gene Ontology annotation, cellular component: extracellular matrix. The transcript has a single exon. The record is from RefSeq and is a predicted model, not a curated record. Lineage: Eukaryota; Metazoa; Arthropoda; Insecta; Coleoptera; Chrysomelidae. Gene Ontology annotation, biological process: proteolysis; collagen catabolic process; extracellular matrix organization.
AUGAAUAGCAAUCUAACAUGGGAUUUCAGUUUGAAUUCUACAGUAGAAGGUCGAACAAAUUUCUUUGCAGUCCUUCUCCAUGAAGUUGGUCACGCUUUAGGUCUAGCACACAGUAGCGAUAAGAAAGCUGUAAUGUAUCCGUUUUAUGAAACCUUUCCUACCCACAUAACUGAUGAUGAUAAAAGGGGAUUAGAAAAGUUAUAUGGACCUAAAAGUAAAUCUGCAUCUAUUCCAACUCAACCUGGUGUUACUAGGAGUAGUUCACCAACUACAACAGAAAGAUCUAGGAGUACGACAACCACAGCAGCUAGGACUAAUAAAUCUAAGCAAAAUGUAAUAACGAAUGUAUGUGAAUUGGAAUAUCCAGAUUUAAUAUUUUUAGCGUAUGCUCCAUCAUUUCCAACAUAUCGAAUGUAUAUAGUAAGUAAGGAUCUGGUAUGGAAAUAUGACUUAAAUAAUGAAAAGAUACCCACCAAUGCUGAACAAUUUAUAAGAUACUUUCCAAGGGGAAUUACGAACGUAACACAUGUUUUUCAAAGUUCCAAUGGAGAUAUGAUUGGUGUAAGCAGAAAUCGUAUAUACGCAGCAGCAUUUCCUAGCUUAAGAAUUCAUACAGAUAACAUGGUACCUGAAAUCAAUAACGCAAGAAGUAUUAACGGUUUAUUCCAAACAAAUUCAGGAAAAAAAUUUGUUUGUUUUGAUGGCUCAUUUAUUGAAUUUAAUGAUAAAGACAUUAUCUCAAGAGGACGCAUAAGUGACGUUUUUCCAGGAAUACCAAAUGAUAUUACAUCAGCAUUUAAUUACAUCGAUGGACAUAUAUAUUUCUUAAAGCACAACAUCUAUUACAAGUUUAAUGAAUUUACAAGAAGUGUCAUUGAAAAAGGUACUUUUAAUUGGAAUAUGUUGGGGAUCCCUUGUCCUGAUAAUGGAUUAAUAAAACAACUGAAAUCCCUAUUAUCUAAAGUAAAUUUAUUUUAUGAAUAA